Mucor velutinosus is the source of this 2007-nucleotide messenger RNA. Its product is annotated as Amino acid transporter. The record is from RefSeq and is a predicted model, not a curated record. Bases 1 to 2007 code for a protein of 668 amino acids. NCBI's taxonomy places the organism in Eukaryota, Fungi, Mucoromycota, Mucoromycetes, Mucorales, Mucoraceae. The transcript has 8 exons. Gene Ontology annotation, molecular function: DNA binding; RNA binding; ATP binding.
AUGGAGAAGUUUGUUGCUCACCAAAUACAACUAGUAGAAACAGAAAGAAAGAUUGAUGUCGAGGAUACUCAAAAGUUGCUGUCAGCAUACGCACCCAUUCAAUUACAACGUCGAGGAGUAGCUCUUGUUGGUCUCAAAGUGACAGGCAUGCGAACUGGCUUGGGAGGCAAAAGUUUGAUCGACUUGGAGCUGGCUAAUCCAAGCAUUUUACCGCCUAUUUUUCCAGCUCACAAGAUCACCACAGGCGAUAUUGUUGGUUUGGAUGAAUACAAAAAGGACAAGCCCUCCCGGCAAGUUGGAAAAUGGUCUGGUGUUGUUCUGAGAGUGGCAGAUGCCAGAAUUACAGUAGCACUUCAAGAGAUGGAGGAAGAAUUGCCUACAGAAAUUCAGGAACGGUGUCAAAUUGUCAAGCUUGCCAACAGUAUCACGUAUGAAAGAAUGUUGAAAGGAUUGGAGAGACUGCAAAAGAAAUGUGAACAGGGUGGAUCUAGUCUGAUCAAUGUUUUGCUUGGUCAAUCAGACCUUUCCAGAGCAUCGAUACCUACAGAUAUCAGUUUCUUUGAUGAGACACUGAAUGAUUCACAAAAAGAGGCAGUUCGAUUCGCUUUGGGGUCUCCUGAAGUAGCGUUGAUCCAUGGUCCACCUGGUACAGGAAAAACCUACACUUUGGUGGAGAUUAUUCGCCAAUUGUCAGUCAAUCAAAACAAGCGCGUGCUUGUAUGUGGUCCCUCAAAUAUAUCUGUUGACAACCUAGUGGAGAGACUGGCUCAGAAUCGACUCAAUAUAGUGCGAGUAGGCCAUCCAGCAAGAGUAUUGCCUUCUGUCGUCGAUCACACAUUGGACAUUAUUACUCGCACCUGCGAUUCAGGUCAAAUUGUAUCCGAUGUUCGAAAGGAAAUGGACGAAACACUCGCUAAAAUCAACAAGACAAAGAGUCGAGCAGAGAGACGAUCCAUGUAUGGGCUUGUCAAGGAUCUUCGAAAGGAUUAUCGAAUCAGAGAGAAAAAGGUGGUAGACGAGGUAUUGACCAGUGCGCAAGUGACCAUCUCUACGUUGAAUGGUGCUGCGAGCAAGAAUAUGUGGAACCGAGAAUUUGAUGUAGUGAUUAUUGAUGAAGCAACACAAGCAUUGGAAGCGGAAUGUUGGAUUGCCUUACUGAAAGCAAAGAAGGCUAUUUUGGCAGGCGAUCAUCUACAACUGCCUCCAACCAUCAAGACACCCAUCAAGAUGAAUCAGACGAAGAAAGCCAAUAAAGGAGGCCUGUCUACAGAGACUGAUCUAUCCACAACACUGUUUGAUCGGCUUCUCAGCAUGUAUGGUGACAAAGUCAAACGUAUGCUUAUGGUGCAGUACCGUAUGCAUCAAAAAAUCAUGGAAUUCAGCUCAAAAGAGCUCUACGACAACAAGCUCGUCGCUGACAAGAGUGUGGCCAGCCAUUUACUGGUAGAUUUACCCAGUGUUGAAGCAUCUGAGAAUACAGAUAUGCCUUUAGUGAUGAUCGAUACCAGUGAUACAGGCUUAGGACAUGAAAUCACAGACGAUGCUCAGGAAGAGCAGAGUAAAGCAAACGAGCUGGAAGUGGAAUUGGCUUUGAUGCAUAUCCGUGCUUUGAUAGACGAUGGAUUGGAGGAGGAGCAAAUUGGUGUGAUUACACCUUACGCAGCCCAAGUGUCAAAGUUGAAACGAGAUAUCCGUGAGCAUUGGCCUGGCAUUGAAAUUGGUACAGUAGAUGGGUUCCAAGGAAGAGAGAAGGAAGCCAUCUUACUGUCUUUGGUGCGAUCCAACGAUAGGGGAGAAGUGGGGUUCUUGGCUGAAAAGAGACGAUUGAAUGUGGCCAUGACGAGAGCCAAGAGACAUUUAUGCGUGAUUUGUGAUUCAGAGACCUUGUUGGGAACCAAGGGCGGUGCAAAGCCUGCCGCUCGGUUUGAUGGCGGAUUCCUCAAGCGAUGGAUAGAGUAUUUAAGCGAGGAAUCUGACUUGAGAUUUAGUGAAUUUGUCACAAUGUAA